AUGCCCCGGCUGUUCGGUCACGCCACUGCAGGCUUGCACAAGCCUCUUCUAGUCCCGUCUGUCCCCACUGGUGCACGGAUCUGCUCCAGGUCCCUUCCGGUGCUGCCGUCCCCGGCACAUGCUGCCACUCUCCCACUACUGGGCCAGUGUUCGGGGUCAGCACCAGUUGGAGGAACAACUGAUUUGGGAUAUAAUGAUAAUUACAUUCCAGUCAGUGAAUUAAGCAAAAAAUCAUAGAAUCAGCAACACUUUGCCUUGGCAUUUACCAAACCACCAUGGCCAGAAAAAAAGAAAAGAUGAAAACCUCCCCAACUGCAAGAUGGUACAAUUCCUAAAUAUGAUGAAGACAAAUUAAGGGAAGGUCCUAAAUGACCAUUAUGGAUGCACCAUUCUUUAAUGACAACUUCCGAGAGACCAUCUGUUUAUUUAGCUGCCAGGAGGCAGCCUCCACAUAAACCAACCCAACAUUCCAAGGGGUAUGCUAAAGUACCAAGUACAGAGAAAACUGUAUCUCUAGAAGUAGAAGCAGAAACAAUUAAGAAAGAUUCCAAGAAAGACAGUGAUACUAAAGGUGAAGAUGUUACAAAAGUUGAUGACAUAAAAGAUAAGAAAGAUUCAAAGAAGAUCAAGGAGUCAACUACAGAAUCUGAGGAUGAAAAGAAAGAUGCAAAGAAGGAUAAGGAUGAGAAAAAAGAUGCAAAGAAAUCCAGUGAGAAAAGUGAUGAAUCACAGGAAAAGAAAGAUGCAAAGAAAGAUGCAAAGAAGAAGGAGAGUAAAAAAGAUAAGAAAGACGAAAAGAAAUCCAGUGAGACAGAUAGUGAACCAAAGGAUGAUACCAAGAAAAAGGCCAAGAAAGAGACUGUCUUAGAAACUGCUGAGGCAAAGAAGAAUGCAAAGAAAGAUGCAAAGAAGAAUGCAAAGAAAGAUGCAAAGAAGGGCAAACAGGCCUUAGAUAAUAAUUCAAAAGCAUAUUUGAUGAAACAAUGUUAG
Messenger RNA from Manis pentadactyla (Chinese pangolin), 990 nucleotides. It is a transcript of the gene CYLC2, whose product is annotated as cylicin 2. The record is from RefSeq and is a predicted model, not a curated record. Gene Ontology annotation, molecular function: structural constituent of cytoskeleton. Gene Ontology annotation, cellular component: nucleus. The transcript is spliced from 5 exons. Lineage: Eukaryota; Metazoa; Chordata; Mammalia; Pholidota; Manidae.